Messenger RNA from Ochotona curzoniae (black-lipped pika), 1816 nucleotides. Its product is annotated as cytochrome P450 2C14-like. The transcript is spliced from 9 exons. Gene Ontology annotation, cellular component: cytoplasm; intracellular membrane-bounded organelle. Bases 1 to 1482 code for a protein of 493 amino acids. The record is from RefSeq and is a predicted model, not a curated record. Gene Ontology annotation, biological process: xenobiotic metabolic process. Gene Ontology annotation, molecular function: iron ion binding; oxidoreductase activity, acting on paired donors, with incorporation or reduction of molecular oxygen, reduced flavin or flavoprotein as one donor, and incorporation of one atom of oxygen; heme binding. Lineage: Eukaryota; Metazoa; Chordata; Mammalia; Lagomorpha; Ochotonidae.
AUGGAUCCCCUGGUGGUGCUGGUGCUUUGUCUCUCCUGCUUGCUUCUCUUCUCACUCUGGAAACAGAGCCAUGGGAGAGGGAACCUACCGCCUGGUCCCACUCCUCUUCCAGUUCUUGGCAACAUCCUACAGAUAGCUUUUAAGGACAUUAAUUCCUCUUUUAUUUUUCUCCCUCAGCUGUCUAAAGUCUAUGGUCCUGUGUUCACUGUGUAUUUGGGCAUGAAGCCCACUGUGGUGUUGCACAGUUAUGAAGCAGUGAAGGAAGCACUAAUUGACCUGGGAGAGGAGUUUUCUGGAAGAAAUGUUCCUGGAAUAUUCAAAAGAUCGAAUAAAGGAUUAGGAAUCGUUUUUAGCAAUGGAAAGACAUGGAAGCACACCCGGCACUUCUCGCUUGUGACCCUGCGGAAUGUUGGCAUGGGGAAGAGGAGCAUAGAGGAGCGAGUUCAGGAGGAGGCCCGCUGCCUUGUGGAGGAGCUGAGGAAAACCAAUGCCUCACCGUGUGAUCCCACCUUUAUCCUGGGUGCUGCUCCCUGCAAUGUGAUCUGCUCCAUGAUUUUCCAGAGCCGUUUUGAGUAUAAAGACCAGGAAUUUCUUAACUUGAUGACAAAAUUCAAUGAAAACUUCGAGAUUACUAAUUUCACAAGUGUUAAGGUCUGCAAUACAUUUCCCAUUCUUAUUGAUUAUCUUCCUGGAGAUCACCAAUCAGUAAUUAGAAACAAUGCAUAUAUAAGAAAUUAUGCGUUGCAAAGAGUAAAAGAACAUCAAGAAUCUCUGGACAUUAACAACCCUCGGGACUUCAUUGAUUGUUUCCUGAUCAGAAUGGAACAGGAAAAGCACAAUCCACAGAGUGAAUUCACUAUUGACAACCUGUUGGUUACGCUGUUUGAUUUGUUAAGUGCUGGAACAGAGACCACCAGCACCACCUUGAGAUAUGGGCUCCUGCUCCUGCUGAAGCACCCCAAGGUCACAGCUAAAGUGCAGGAGGAGAUUGAGCGUGUGAUCGGCAGACACCGGAGCCCCUGCAUGCAGGACAGGAGCCGCAUGCCCUACACGGACGCUGUCGUCCACGAGAUCCAGAGAUACAUUGAUCUUAUCCCUGUAAGUGCGCCACGUGCAACAACUUGUGAUGUUAAAUUCAGGAACUACCUCAUCCCCAAGGGCACAGUAAUAUUUCCAAUGCUGACAUCUGUGUUGAACGAUGAGAAAGAAUUCCCCAACCCAAAGGAGUUUGACCCUGGCCACUUCCUGGACAAGAGUGGCAAUUUUAAGAAAAGUGACUACUUUCUACCUUUCUCAGCAGGAAAGCGAGCGUGUGUGGGAGAGGCCCUGGCCCGCAUGGAGCUGUUUCUGUUUCUGACCAGCAUCUUACAGAACUUUACCCUGAAGUCUCAUGGUGAUGUAAAGGACCUUGACACCACUCCACUUGUUAAUGGGGUAUGCCGUGUGCCCCGCCUUUACAAUCUCAGCUUCAUUCCUGUCUGAAGAGGGCAGGUCACAGACCUGCUGUUGUGCUGUGGUCUACUGCUGUCCUCAUCCAGGCACCCCAGGCCCCUUCUUCUUAUGGGUUCCUUCCAUGUUCUCUACUCUAAUAUUUGCUUAUUUCUCUAGAUCUACUCUCCACUAGGAAGUUUUCUGGGUCCUUCAUAAAUGUAUGAUUACAAUAACUAGUACCUUGUAAUCUCUGAAUUGACCAACACAUGUUUCAAUCCCUGCCUAAUGUUGAGUUAUUAAUAUGUUAUCACUGUCAAAUAGUGGAAGAUGAUUGGUAUUUGAUAAUUCAGAAUUCUUUCUUUCCUAAGUGUCCAGAAUAAAAGCA